UAAACCCUCCUGUGGUCGCCCUGCAGCUGCCAUCGGGGCCUUCUCCCUCGCAAGCCCUGCCCUGGGGCCUGGAGGCCUGCACACUCGCCAGAGCCUUCCUCCUGCACAUGGGGACACUGGUGGCCAAGCUGCUCCUACCCACCCUCAGCAGCCUGGCCCUCCUGCCCACAGUCAGCAUUGCCGCCAAGAGGCGGUUUCACAUGGAGGCCAUGGUCUACCUCUUCACCAUGUUCUUCGUGGCGCUCUACCACGCCUGCCAUGGGCCUGGCCUGUCUGUGCUCUGCUUCGCUCGGCAUGACAUCCUGGAAUACUUCAGCAUUUACGGGACAGCACUGAGCAUGUGGGUGUCCCUGAUGGCCCUGGCUGACUUUGAUGAACCCAAAAGGUCUACCCUGGUGAUGUUCGGCGUCCUGACCAUCGCAGUGCGAAUCUACCACGACCGCGGGGGCUACGGCGUGUACUCAGGCCCCAUCGGCACCGCUGUCCUCAUCAUCGCCGCAAAGUGGCUGCGCAAGAUGAAGGAGAAGCAGGCUCUGUACCCCGACGCCAGUGUCUACACCCAGCAGCUGGGCCCUGGCCUCUGCUUUGGUGCCCUUGCCCUCAUGCUCCGCUUCUUCUUCGAGGACUGGGACUACACCUACGUCCACAGCUUCUACCACUGUGCCCUGGCCAUGUCCUUUGUCCUGCUGCUGCCCAAGGUCAACAAGAAGGCUGGGAACGCUGGGGGCCCAGUCAAGCUGGACUGUCCCACCCUGUGCUGCGCCUGUGUCUGACCUCGCUCCCAGCUCUGCCCCGCCCCUACCCUCACUCCUGAGAGUCUCCCCCCAGGGCCUCUCCUGCCCCCACCCUGCCCCAGAGCAUCCAGGAGGGACAGUAUCUAUGGCAGCCUGGGAGGUCCCUGGACCUUUGUGCUGCACCUGCUGUGUGGUGCUAGGUGCCCCGGAGCCCUGGACUGGGUUUCACUGGUGCUCAGCACUAUGUGGGAAAGAAAGCACUUGUUCCCCCAAGACUCAUCAUGACUGACAGAUGUGUCUAAAGCCCACAGCCAGCUAUACAGCCAGUGCCAGCCGCCAAGUGGGGACGCCCAGCCCCUCCCAUGUCAUCCACUUUCCCCUGGAAGCUGACAUCACCUCUCUGUCCUAUGGCCAUGGGCUCUGAGUGCACCCAUUUAGGGAGCCAUGGCCAGUGUGGCCAGCUCUGUCCCUGGCCCAGGUCUUCCCUUUACCCGGCCUUCCAGCCAGUUCUCGAAUCAAGCCGUUUCUGUAACAAUCACCAAUAAGACUCCCUGAUUUACUGAUCCUACUGCCUGCCAGGCACUUUAUUUAUGUCCAGUUCUUAAAACAAGACUUCGAGUCCAGUGGCGUGGCUCCCAGCCUAUGGACAAACGCCCAAGGUUCUGAGCUGAACCCACACCACUGGAGCACCUGUCCUUGUCCUCGGCCCCACACACCAGCCCUCAGCCCCGCCGCCUGCUGUGCCCCCAGCGUGGAGAGGCGUGUUUGAGUGCUGUGACCUUGAGCAGAGCCCUGGAGCCCACACUAUGAGCUCCCGCCUGCAACGGUCCAGGAGUGGUGGGUGGGGUGGCCAGACAUCACCUCACAGCCUGCAUCUCCUCAGAACCCAGCCCACCCUCUCCCCUGGCAGUCCCAGGCCCAUCUGUCAGGCAGGAAGUCGCUGACACCUGUCUGGGGCCUGUUUCUGUUUCCAGACGGUGGCAGCCAGGUCCAGUCCCUGAAGUAAUCUCCCAUAUCCUCAGGGGCUAACUCUGCACCUGGGUGGGGACACUCCAGCUCCUUGGCCUGGCCACAUCCCAGAGGGCUAUGGGCUGGCCCCUCCUCAAUCCUGCUCCCCCCCUGCCAGCAGAGGGCAGGCACAGGGGACAGAGCCUGCUGUGUCCCAUGUUUCCCUCCUGGCUCUUGGGGACCUCACUGAGCUCAGGGGCCAGGACAGGAUGCCACCCUGUUUUUCAGAUGAGGAAGCUGAAGCUCCACAGUCAGGGCUCUGAGGGCAACCACCCAGCAGGGGAUCAGGGGCCUGUCCUCUGUGCCCCCAUCAUAGGCCAAGGACACUGGCCCCCAUCCAAGUGCUGUGCCCUGACAAAGAGAGUGUCCUGGCCCUGCCUCUGUCUGCUGCCAGUCUAUAGGAGGGGGU
Nycticebus coucang (slow loris) is the source of this 2151-nucleotide messenger RNA. It is a transcript of the gene MYMK, whose product is annotated as myomaker, myoblast fusion factor. Gene Ontology annotation, cellular component: plasma membrane. Bases 108 to 773 code for a protein of 221 amino acids. NCBI's taxonomy places the organism in Eukaryota, Metazoa, Chordata, Mammalia, Primates, Lorisidae. The record is from RefSeq and is a predicted model, not a curated record. The transcript has 5 exons.